AUGGCACCCCGGAAGCCAAAGGCAUGCCAGCACCAGGCCAUCAUCGUCGACGCCUCGGAAUACGGCCGUGCCAAGGCGGGUUUCAUUCGCGUCCCACCCGAGAAGCGCGUCGCGGGGACGACCCUCUCCGGAAGGGUGCAGCCGAUGCCCGCCAACACCAGCCGCCCUUACCCCAACUCCUCCUCCGGCCCCGGCCCCGGCCCCGGAUCCGGAUCGGACAACCUCAACGUCCCCGCACCACCGGUCCCAUCUACGUUUCCGGGCCCGCUCGUCCUCCCCGACGACGACCUCGCGCUGGAACCGCGGUAUCCGCCGCAGAGCCUGCGGUCCUGGGCGAUGGGGCAGUGGCGGAAUCCGAUCACGCCGGCGCAGAAGACGCUAUAUGUCGCCGAUGUGCCGCGCAUCGACGAGAGCGCGGCGUUUAUGAGGGGGUGGGCAUUGCCUGAUUUGUCGGGGGUGACGACGCUGCCGCCUGGGUUUGCGGCGGUGUUGGAGCAUCCGCGGGUCGAGGACGUGGUGGCGUAUUUUGCCGCGUUUUAUCAUCCUCUUCCUGUGGCGGUUCUCCCGACGCGGUUGCGGUUCGUCAAGUGGGAUGAUGAGAAUGUUCCCCCGCGGACCCCGCGGGGCGGCAGCGGGAAACAAACAAAGAAACCGAAGCCCAUGGUGGUCGGUCUCGCCAUGGGAGACGGAGAGGGCGUACCGGUGGUGGGGAUCCGCUGUCGGCCGGGGCCGGACGGCCUGGCGAGGAUGCAGCUCAACCUCAACGAUCUUCUCAGCGCGCUGCGGGGGGUUCUGCCGGGUGCUGCUUAUGCGGCGUGCAUGCUUGUCGCGCAGGACCUGUAUGAGGAUGAGAAUGAUGAUUUCUGCUGUGGGCGGGCGUUUGGCGGGAGUCGGAUUUGUACGGUGUCGAGUUUUCGGUACCGGCCCGUGUUGGAUUCUGUGGUUGGGGUGGAGAGGGAGCAUAUGUGGCCUGCGAGUCAUUGCGGGACGUUUGUGGUUGAGGCGUGUGAGUGGUGGGAGGAGCAGGGUGAGAUGCUGGAGGGGGAUGGGGAUGGGGAGGGGAGGGGGACGAAGGGGAAGGGGAAGAAGAAGAAGAAGAAGGAGGAUGGCGGUGGUGAGAUUAUGGUUGAUCUGAAGAGGGUGAAGGGGACGGCGAUGGGCGGUGCUAUCGCUGCCUCGAGGGAUGUGCUCGUCCCGAGGGAGGCAUCGCGGGAUAAGAGGCAGGCGGAGGAGGACUUGAAGGGCAUGUGGUUCGCGAGAGUUGCGAGGACGGCGGCUCACGAGGUUGGGCACUGCCUGGGGAUGGAUCACUGCGUCUACUACGCCUGCGUCAUGCAAGGGACGGGAGGGUUGGGCGAGGAUGGUAGACAGCCGCCGUACUUUUGUCCUGUGUGCGAGGCCAAGUUCAUCUGGGGGUUGGGCGAGAUGGGGAUUGUCGACGGGGGCAGGGGAGGGCGAUGGGUGGAAGGGAGGAUGGCGGAGGUUGAGAGGAAGAGGAUGGAGAUCAUGCGGGGGUUUUGUGAGGGGUGGAAGGGGGUUGGGAUGUUUGCUGGGUAUCGAGGGUGGUUGGAUGCGAGGUUGAGGAGCGAGUUUCGGGGGGGUAGGGCCUUGAAAGAGGAUGUUGAGGUUAUUGUGAUUGAUUAG
Molecule: messenger RNA, 1644 nt
Organism: Colletotrichum orchidophilum
Lineage: Eukaryota; Fungi; Ascomycota; Sordariomycetes; Glomerellales; Glomerellaceae
Exons: 1
Coding region: 1-1644 (547 amino acids)
Biological process (GO): proteolysis
Molecular function (GO): metallopeptidase activity
Source: RefSeq, a predicted model, not a curated record